AUGACGUGUCAUUCGUGUGUAAAUAAUAUCCAGGAUAAUAUACGAUCCAAGGACGGUAUCAAAUCGAUCGUCGUUUCACUGCAAAACUGUGAAGCAACAGUUGAAUUCAAUGCAUCGAAACUGAAUGGUGAGAGUGUCGCUGAAAUGAUCGGUGAUAUGGGAUACGAUACGAAGUUGAAAUUCGUUAAAGAUAAUUUGGUGUCAGCUGAAAGCGAUAAUCCGAAGUAUCGCGAAGCCAUAAUCGACAUUCAAGGAAUGACUUGUCAUUCAUGCGUUAAUAACAUCCAAGAUAAUAUGAGUUCCAAAGAUGGUAUCCAGUCUAUUGUUGUUUCGCUGAAAGAUUGCGAAGGUCGAGUGAUAUUCGAUACAGCUAAGUGGACUGAUGUAGCACCGUUAAUACCCGCUCUGCAAGAGAAUAAAAGCGAUGAACCACCAAGGAACAAAUUAUCGUCAAUCCUUCGUUCACAUUCCUCCACAAAAGAAGAUGACAAGAAACAGUUGAUAAUGAAUUUCGAUGAUAAAAGCGUUCGAAUGAGUCGAAAGAAUACGAAAUUCAAGCAAGGGCUGGAGAAGUGUACAUUAUCGGUGGAGGUAAGUUUUGUACCAAUUCAAACAUCAACAAUAAUUUGGAUUCGUUCACGAAAAUACAAAAUUUUAGGAGUGCAGUCAAUAGUGGUGGCGCUAAUGUCAUCGAAAGCAGAUGUGACAUAUGAUGCGAGUUUGAUAAGUGCUCAGCAACUGGCCGAUGAAAUAAGUAAUCUCGGCUAUCGAUCGACCGUCAUCGAUACCGGCUCAACCAAUCACAGCAAAUUGAAUCUUACGAUCGUUGGAAUGUCAUCGUCAAUCUGCGCAUCACGCAUAGAAUCGCAUGUGAUCUCAAGGAAAGGUGUCGAGUCAUGCACGGUGUCGUUGCCGACGUCGACUGCGUACAUCGAAUACACGCCUGCUUUUAUUGGACCGCGAGACAUC
This is a messenger RNA of Anisakis simplex (herring worm), 969 nucleotides long. NCBI's taxonomy places the organism in Eukaryota, Metazoa, Nematoda, Chromadorea, Rhabditida, Anisakidae. The record is from the annotation of a GenBank genome assembly.